Molecule: messenger RNA, 417 nt
Organism: Panicum virgatum (switchgrass)
Lineage: Eukaryota; Viridiplantae; Streptophyta; Magnoliopsida; Poales; Poaceae
Product: UDP-glycosyltransferase 71K1-like
Exons: 2
Coding region: 1-417 (138 amino acids)
Source: RefSeq, a predicted model, not a curated record
AUGAUGCAGCUCGCCGACGUCCUGCUGGAGGAGGGCAACGCCGUCACGUCCGCGCUCAUCGACCUCACCCUGGACCAAGACCUUCCCGCCGUCGCGGACUACGGGGAGCCGCCUCCACGGAGCGUUCACGCCGUGGUCAUCGACGCGCCUUCCGUCGCCGCGCUCGACGUCGCCACGGAGCUCGGGAUCCCGGCCUACACCUUCUUCGCCUCCAAUGCCUCCGUGGUCGCCAUGUUCCUCCAGCUUCCCUGGAUGCGCGCGGAAGGACAGCCGAGCUUCAAGGAGCUCGGACACGCCCGCGCCCCUAUCGAAUUCCACGGCGUCCCUCCCAUAUCGGCGUUGGAGCCCCUAAACUCCGGUGGCGCCGCGGAGGAGGCCCUGUGCCGCGCCGGAGGAGGGGGGCCGAGUGCGGGGUAG